Molecule: messenger RNA, 1035 nt
Organism: Schistosoma margrebowiei
Lineage: Eukaryota; Metazoa; Platyhelminthes; Trematoda; Strigeidida; Schistosomatidae
Source: the annotation of a GenBank genome assembly
AUGCUAGCUCAAACCAGCCUCCAACUAGUAAAAGAAUUAAAACGCUCCCAACAAAGCAAAUUACCUCCUUAUGGUGAAGAUAAAAUCCGAUUAUGCUUGGAAGAAAUGCGAGUAUUAUAUGAUGCAAAUCAUCGUGAUGUAGCCCUUGUAUCUAACUCGUCGUCUGGGCCAUCAUCAUCGUUAUAUGAAACAGAUGAUCAUAGUAAUAAAAUUCAAUCUGUUUUAGUCAGACAUGCUAUUUUGGAACGUAAUAAACGUUGUCUUCUUGCCUAUCACCAUGCUAGAUUAAUGCGGAUCAAAGAACUACGGUGGGAAUAUGGUAUCAUUUUACCUAAAGAUAUCCGUGAUAGUUUAUCGGAAGCGGAACAAGCAUGGUUUAAACACUAUUGUAGUUGUUUGGCAAACUUCAUGCAAGCUGAUGGAUCGGAACGUGGGGGCGGUGGAAUGCUAGAUUUAACACAAUAUCGUACACCACCAAAAUCAUUAUUUCUAGAAGUCCGUUGUCUUCAAGAUUUUGGCGAAUUCGAAACAGAGGAUGGCAGUAUUUUACAUUUAACAAAAGAGUAUACCUUUCCAGCUACCUACCAUACCAAACUUUUCAGGUCAAGAAGAAAAUACGACGAACUACUGGGGCAGAAUCCGAUAGGUCCACACUUUCCUAUUUUAUCAAUUUGUGAAACAGCAUUAUCUUGAUGCAUUACAUGUACCUAACCACCGUAUACCUCAGGAGGCGAUAAUGUACGGUGGAUGAGUAGGCUAUCAGAAAACUAGAAUAACCUAAACCAGAACGUGCCAUUAAUCCAUGGAGUCAUUGACAGCUGAAAUAAGUUAAUGUAAAGUGCAGAUCAAUUAGUCAGGAUCCAUACGAUAAUUGAAACUAGUGAUUGACUGUCCGAUGACAUGGUACAAAUGUAUUCACUCUCAUAAGAAGAAGUUUUUCUUUGAAAUUAGACCUUUACAUUAUUAUUUGUUUAACAAAAAAAGAAAGAAAUGAGAAUAAAAUACAAGAUUAUAAGAAUACAAUGAUAAAAGGGA